Messenger RNA from Anarrhichthys ocellatus (wolf-eel), 2229 nucleotides. RefSeq names its product golgi-associated PDZ and coiled-coil motif containing (gene gopc). The record is from RefSeq and is a predicted model, not a curated record. Gene Ontology annotation, cellular component: trans-Golgi network transport vesicle; Golgi apparatus; membrane. Gene Ontology annotation, biological process: negative regulation of protein localization to cell surface. Gene Ontology annotation, molecular function: transmembrane transporter binding. Bases 1 to 1140 code for a protein of 379 amino acids. The transcript has 9 exons. Lineage: Eukaryota; Metazoa; Chordata; Actinopteri; Perciformes; Anarhichadidae.
AUGGUCAGCAGCUUCUUUGCAGCAGCCUCCCCAAUCACCUCACGGCACAUAUUCACAGCGGCAGGCAGAACCAACUCCUCCGCUAUGGCUCAGCUGGUGGACCUGCGUUCUGAGCUGACUGAGGCUAAGGCUGAGCAAAAAGUGAUAGAAAGGGAGGUCCAUGACCAGCUCCUGCAGCUUCAUGCUCUCCAGCUGCAGCUCCAUGCCAAGCAAGGCCACGCUGAGGACUCUGACUCCAUCAAAGACAGACUGCCUGCACCAACUUUGGAAGAGAUGGAGCAGGAGCUCGAGGUCAGCAAGAAGGAGAAAUUAGCAGAGGCCAGGCUGGAGGCAGAAGUGAGACUAUUUAAGAAGGAAAAUGAGGCUCUUCGCAGACACAUGGCAGUACUGCAGGCCGAAGUGUAUGGAGCCAGACUGGCUGCCAAAUACUUGGACAAGGAACUAGCUGGCAGGGUUCAGCAGAUCCAGUUACUGGGCCGUGACAUGAAAGGGCCAGCACAUGACAAGCUGUGGAACCAACUGGAGGCAGAGAUUCACCUUCACCGUCAUAAGACUGUCAUCCGAGCAUGUAGGGGGCGCAAUGAUCCGAAGAAACCUCUUCUCUCUCCAGUGGGGCAUGACCCAGAUAUUUUGAAGAAGAGCCAGGGAGUUGGCCCUAUCAGAAAGGUGGUGCUAGUCAAAGAUGAUCAUGAGGGACUUGGAAUCUCCAUUACAGGUGGGAAGGAGCACGGAGUUCCCAUUCUAAUCUCAGAGAUCCAUCCAAGCCAGCCUGCAGACAGAUGUGGAGGUCUGCACGUCGGAGAUGCCAUCCUUGCUGUCAACAGCAUUAAUUUGCGAGAUUCCAAACACAAGGAGGCUGUCACCAUUCUGUCCCAGCAGCGAGGACAGAUAGAGUUUGAGGUGGUGUAUGUGGCUCCAGAGGUGGACAGCGAUGAUGACAAUGUAGAGUAUGAAGACGACAGUGGCCAUCGUUACCGACUCUACCUGGAUGAACUGGAUGACAGCAGCUCAGCAUCCCUGCAGGCUCUGGAAAAGAUGUCCUUGAGCAAUGGAGGAGAGAACAGAGACACUGGGAUCUCCAGUGAGACGACUGCAGAGGAAACCCCUUCAAAGCCUCCUGAGACUGACUGCUCCUCCUAGAGGCUCACCUUCGCCGUUGGCAUUUGGAGAUUUAACGAGAGGAUUGGUUGGAAAAUCCCUCUCAAAGAACUGAAGCAGAAAAUUGUAUAACAAGCAUGAGGACAUGGAAAAUAAACCGAGACGGUCUUGACAACAAUUUGAGGACACUUUAUGUCCUACAGGGACCUGGUAGGGGCCAGGGAAUCAUCUUUUACAAAAAAGAAAAAAUCUGUCAACAACAUUCUCUAUCAUUGUAGCGAGCAAAAGUGAGGCCACCCAUGCUCCAUCACAUGACAUGUUCAAUCGGCCUGAGAAACCCUGCAAACGAGAGCCCUGGUAGCUCACAAUAGUGUGUGGUAUGUUAUUUGUUCAGUGGGUCCUUGUCGAGACAUAAAGCCCUUCAGAGCCAGCAUUAAGCAAAACAAUCAAACAAUGAAAACUAUGCUGUUUGUCCGUUUUAGGCUGAAGGGAGCAAGUUCUCUUCCAUCUUCUAGAUAGUUUUAAUAAAAGUGACAAAUAGCGUUCCAAGUCCUUGAGGACAUUGCCCUGAAAACCUCGUCCUGGUAUGGAGUCCUAUUUCUGAGUCGGGGACUGUAGGUCAAAGUAGACCCGUUAUUCCGCCAUAGUUCUUUAACCUUGUUCCAUCACUAACAUAUUUUGCCAUGUCGCUGUAUGUAGAAUAUGGGGGGGUACUCAAGUAUGAUAUGCAAUCAUUCUUAGCAACGUGUUGCUCAAUACUGUAUUUAGUUGUUGCUUUUUUCAUUGUGUCACAUUGCAGUCUGUUACACCUCACAUCAUUUAAUGCAGUAGAAUACAACAAAGCACAAACUACUGUAAAGUGGAUUGAGAGUGUCUCACACAGAUCCAUUAUGGUGCCCAGCUUUUGUCUGUGUUGUCACCAGUGACAGUGAGGGAACCCUGAGUACGCCAUGACUCUGUGACCUUCCAGCAGUCACUUUCUUUACCUGCUUUUUGUUAUUCAGCUUCCUUGAUACUUGCUUUGUCUCUCCUAACUCUUCACACAUCUGAUGUGCAUCUUUAUAGGUAAUGUAUUCCAUUUAUUGAGCCUUUAAAUAAAGUUUGGUUCCAGUUUGGUUUAUUUGUAAUACA